CCCCGGGGGACUGUUAAACUCGCUGUGCUGCCAGGCGGGCCAGGGUGUCUGCAGAGGUCCCCUGCCUCCUUGGUCGCCUCCUGCCACCCACCUGGGCUGCCUGUCCUGGGUACGCGCCCCUGGGGAGCCUGCCGCAUGGUCUCCUGCAAGCCUCUCGUUAAGCAGCUAGCCCUGACUGCACAAGGCAGACGUGUGUGGUCCCUUCAGCCAGCUAUGCCCUUGCUACCUGGCACCGUGGGCCUGGCAGGCCUGAUCUUCUGGGCAGGCCAGAUAGUGAACACCUUGGUGCCCAGUGCCGCCCCAGUGCCGGCUUGGCCCAACAGCACAGCUCUGCAUCCCCUGGGUGGCUCGGGGGUGCCCCACUACCGGCGGAAGCGCCACAUCUCUGCCCGGGACAUGAGUGCCUUAUUGGAUUAUCACAACCACAUCAGGGCCACUGUGCACCCACCAGCCGCCAACAUGGAGUAUAUGGUCUGGGACGAGCAGCUGGCCAGGUCCGCCGAGGCCUGGGCCACCCAGUGCAUCUGGGCCCAUGGGCCCUCCCAGCUGAUGAGAUACGUAGGCCAGAACCUCUCCAUCCACACCGGCCGGUACCACUCGGUGGUGGACCUCGUGAGAGCAUGGUCCGAGGAGCGGCAGCAUUACUUGUUUCCAGCCCCGGCGGACUGCACCCCGCGCUGCCCCUGGCGCUGCAGCGGCCCUGUGUGCUCCCACUACACCCAGAUGGUGUGGGCGUCCUCCAGCCGGCUGGGCUGUGCCCUGCACACCUGCGGCAGCAUCAGCGUCUGGGGCAGCACCUGGCGCCAGGCGGUGUACCUGGUCUGUAACUACGCCAUUAAGGGCAACUGGAUUGGCGAGGCACCGUACAAGACGGGGAGGCCGUGUUCCGCCUGCCCCCCGAGUUACCAAGGCAGCUGCAGUAGCAACAUGUGCCUCUCCGGGCUCCAAUCCAACCAGCUCCGGGGGUCCUGAAUUUCCCCAGGGCUCCAGCGGGCUUCUGGGUGGGCCUCAGCCUCCAAGGGUCCUUCCCUAAAGGUCAGGUCAAGGGAUAAUUCUUUUUUAAGACAUGAAUUGAUUUCCUUCCAUUGAUCUGAAUUUUUUUCCUGAUAAAUGUCUAGCAUGUGCCAGAAGAAAACGACCUGCCUGCCUCCCUUCUUUUCUCGGCCGCAUCUUCCUUUUCUCUGGCCUCCAGGAGAGAGACCUGCGUCUUGAAUUGACUCAGUUCUCAGAGAGCCAGGGCUAGAAGGAACAGUGGCAGCAGUUUUGCGACUCUUAGGCCUCAAACUCACAAGUCUCUGUCCCUCCAAUAAAAGGCAUCUAUUAAAUAACUCUUCGCCGGAAACCCAGCUCCAUUCACCCACUAGUAGCCAAUCAGAUUCGGGUAGGCUUGGAAGAUCUGUGGUCCCCUCCUUGAGCUGGGAAUAUUUCGGGUCUGAGCUUUUAAAACAUUGGGGAUAC
Messenger RNA from Phyllostomus discolor (pale spear-nosed bat), 1458 nucleotides. RefSeq names its product R3H domain containing like (gene R3HDML). Lineage: Eukaryota; Metazoa; Chordata; Mammalia; Chiroptera; Phyllostomidae. The coding region runs from base 136 to 972 and encodes 278 amino acids. The record is from RefSeq and is a predicted model, not a curated record. The transcript has 6 exons.